Coniophora puteana RWD-64-598 SS2 is the source of this 1575-nucleotide messenger RNA. Its product is annotated as aldehyde dehydrogenase. The coding region runs from base 27 to 1469 and encodes 480 amino acids. Gene Ontology annotation, cellular component: cytoplasm. The record is from RefSeq and is a predicted model, not a curated record. The transcript has 11 exons. NCBI's taxonomy places the organism in Eukaryota, Fungi, Basidiomycota, Agaricomycetes, Boletales, Coniophoraceae. Gene Ontology annotation, biological process: aldehyde metabolic process. Gene Ontology annotation, molecular function: aldehyde dehydrogenase (NAD+) activity.
CUUUCCGACCUUCAGAUAAACGCAACAUGUCCAACACGAACUACACCCCCUUGAGCGACAUUCCCAAGAUCCGCAACGCGGUCAAGGACACCUUCAAGUCUGGCACCACGCGCCCCAUAGCAUGGCGGAAGCAUCAGCUGCUGCAGCUCGCGCGUCUGUCGCAGGAGAACGCGGACGCGAUUGUCGAGGCACUCAGCAAGGACCUCAGAAAGCCGCGCCUUGAGUCGCUCAUGAUCGAAGUUGGUCUCAUCGUCGACCGGAGCAUCAAGAGUGCGGCGCAGCUCGACGAGUGGGCGGCACCGGAGCACCCAGAGGUUGUGGACUUCAUGAAGCCAUGGCAACCAACGAUCUACAAGGCCCCUAAGGGCGCCGUGCUUAUCUUCGCACCAUGGAACUACCCCUACGUCCUCCUCAUGCAACCCUUCAUGGGUGCCAUCGCCGCAGGCUGCACGGCCGUGAUCAAGCCCUCCGAGGUCUCGUCGCAUACUGCCGAACUCAUCAAGGAUCUUCUGCCCAAGUACCUCGACAACGAUGCGUUCAAGGUCGUCACCGGCGGCCCGGAGGAGUCCACCGCGCUGCUGGAGCAGCAGUGGGACCACAUAUUCUACACUGGCAACGGCACCAUCGGACGCGUGAUUGCGACCGCUGGUGCUAAGUAUCUCACGCCGGUCACGCUCGAGCUUGGCGGGAAGGCACCGACAUAUGUCGAUGACACCACUGACUUGGAUCUUGCUGCGAAGCGUAUUCUGUGGGGCAAACUUGGGACGGCUGGUCAGCUGUGUGUUGCUCCCGACUACGUCCUCUGCCACCGCUCAAAAGUGAACGACCUGGCGGCAGCAUUCAAGAAGCAGGCAGUUACCUUCUUCCCCAACGGCGCACUCGGGAGCCCUGACAUCGCCAAGAUCAUCUCGAAGCGCCAUCAUGACCGUCUCAAGGGCCUCCUCUCGCGUACCAAGGGCCAAGUCGUGUUUGGUGGGCGGACUGACGACGCUACCCUUGACUUUGAGCCGACGAUUGUUGUGGGUGUGGAUGAGAAGGACUCGCUUAUGGAAGAGGAGCUUUUUGGGCCCAUCAUGCCCAUUAUUGCAGUAGAAGAUCUGGAUGAUGCGAUCCGGUUCAUCACUAAUCGCCCACAUGCCCUCGUUCUGUACGCCUUCACGGACCAUCAGAGCGCUAAACAGCGUCUCAUCGAGGAGACGCAAAGUGGUGCAAUCGUAUUCAACGACACUGUCCAGCAGCUGGCAGUUGGUGAGCUACCAAACGCUGGUGUCGGUGCAUCGGGCUACGGCGAGCAGUUCUUGAAGUACUCGUUCAGCGCGUUCACUCAGCUUCGGAGUUCUAUCGACAUGCCCAAGGAAGCCGAGCCGUUCCUUGCAUUGCGGUACCCUCCGUACACCGAGCAGGGCAUACAGGUUCUCGGUGGAUCUGCCUUCCAGCCCAUUCCUGCCAGCACACCUACAGGUAAAUAAGCGCCGAAGGAGUCAAUGGGCUAUUGACUCAUGGACAUUAUAAAAUAUACGAACUCGAAUGUAAAACGUUGUAUACCCACGGAGACAUGUAUGUAGUAUAAAUGGC